Messenger RNA from Arachis stenosperma, 1588 nucleotides. RefSeq names its product stemmadenine O-acetyltransferase-like. Lineage: Eukaryota; Viridiplantae; Streptophyta; Magnoliopsida; Fabales; Fabaceae. The transcript has a single exon. The coding region runs from base 38 to 1444 and encodes 468 amino acids. The record is from RefSeq and is a predicted model, not a curated record.
UUCAUAAACUAUAUAGAGCUCAUUAUUUUAGCUAAAAAUGGAACAAAUUCAAGUUGAAAUCAUUUCUAGAGAAAACAUUAGACCUUCUUCCCCCACACUCUUUCACCUAAGAACCUUUAAACACUCUCUUUUAGAUCAACUUAUUCCCAUUCCUCAUGCAGCAGCCAUCCUAUUCUACACCUCACAGAAUCUAUGUGAAUUCCCAAAGAGAUUAGAGUUGCUUAAACAAUCAUUAUCUGAAACACUAACACAAUUCUACCCUCUUGCUGGAAGGAUCAAAGAUGAUUUGUCUAUUGAUUGCAAUGAUGAAGGUGCUAACUUUGUAGUAGCCAAAGUGAAUUGUCCUAUUACAAAGUUUCUAGAGAAGCCUGAUUUGAAAUCACUGAAUGAGCUUCUUGCAACUACUCCAUACUCUGAAGAAACAAAGAUAGGAGCUCAUGUGACUAACAUUCAGGUCAAUGUCUUUGAUUGUGGUGGAAUUUCAAUUGGAUUUUGCGUUUCUCAUAGGAUCUUUGAUGCUAAUUCAAUGAACACCUUCACAAAGGUGUGGAUAGAAAGAGCCAACUGCAACCGAAAUUCAAAACCUUUGACAGAACCCAACUUUGCUAUAAGUUCUCUGUUCCCAACAAGUACUUUACAUUUCAGAGACUUCUCAAAGAAAAUCUGGGGUUCCUUUCUGAAGGAAGAAAAAUGGGUCACAAGGAGGAUUGUGUUCAAAAAUUCAACUAUUGCCACGCUCAAGGCUCAAAUAGUGGCAAAAUCUUCAUCCGAUCCAUUGAAGAAUCAUCUUAACACUCCUACACGUGUUCAGAUAGUUUAUGCAUUGUUGUGGAAGUGUUUCAUGGCCGCAUCAAAGGCUCAAUUUGGAACUCAAAGGCCUUCUAUGGUGAUUAACACGGUGAACCUUCGUCGAAGAAUGGAAGAGUCUCUACGUCCUGAGAAUGCUAUAGGAAAUUUUUUAUGGUUGACAACUUUAGAACACAUGAGUAGUGAGCAUGAGUUGAGUUUGGAUGAGUUGGUGAGUAAAUUAAAGAAGUCAAAUGAAGAAAUUGAUAAGGAUUUUGUUGCAAGAUUGCAAAGUGAAGAAGAAGGGAGUUCAAUCAUGGAAAAUGCUCUUAAGAGAAUUAGUGGUGAAACAUGGUUUAAUAAUAAUAAGGGUGAUGAGGCAUUAGAAACCUUAUGGUUUAAUAGUUGGUGUAACUUUGAAGGUUAUGAUGCUGAUUUUGGAUGGGGAAAACCUACAUGGCUGAGUAGUGUUGGUGUAAAAGAUAAUUCAGUGUUAGCCAAUAAGAUAAUUUUGGUUGAUACUAAGUUCAAAGAUGGUAUAGAAGCUUGGACUACUUUGGAUGAGGAGAAAAUGAAGCAUUUGGUGUCAAGCACUGAAUUACUCACUUAUGCAACUGUUGAUCCAAGUCCUUUAGCAGUGUCUAGCUCAAAAUUAUAGGCUUGAAUUGAUUCAUUCUCUUCUUUAAUUAUCAUUAGCCACUAAAUAAAUUGUGGAACCUAUAUAUAUAUGGUAGGACUACCACAUCUUAUUCAUAAUAAUGGAAGAGAAUGAAUUGACUAAGUAAUUAUAUAAAAAAAAAAA